Molecule: messenger RNA, 4402 nt
Organism: Drosophila yakuba
Lineage: Eukaryota; Metazoa; Arthropoda; Insecta; Diptera; Drosophilidae
Gene: trbd
Product: ubiquitin thioesterase trabid
Exons: 9
Coding region: 173-2509 (778 amino acids)
Biological process (GO): cytoskeleton organization; positive regulation of Wnt signaling pathway; protein deubiquitination involved in ubiquitin-dependent protein catabolic process
Cellular component (GO): nucleus; cytoplasm
Molecular function (GO): cysteine-type deubiquitinase activity; K63-linked polyubiquitin modification-dependent protein binding
Source: RefSeq, a predicted model, not a curated record
CCGAUAGUUGUCGAUAGGCGGACAGAGAACCAGAUGAUUGGCCUCGCAAUAAUGUAAAAAAUAAAUAAUUAGCUGUUUCCAAAUAAUCCAAAUUCCAAAUUCCUUGCACUACGAUCCGCCGUGCGUGUGUCUGUCGCCAGCAACUGCAUUGGCCGGCUCCGCGCACAAAACGAUGUGCGAUACCAAAGACGAUGCGCAGAAAUGGAAAUGUGAAAUUUGCACCUACGAGAACUACCCAUCCUCGCUGAAAUGCACCAUGUGCCAGGCGUCCAAGCCGCUGCUCAACGAGGACAUCUUCCGUCUGAGUCCAGCCCAGGAAAGCUGCACCGUUGCGGAGGAGGCGGCUGCCGUGGAAGUGGCCGUAAUGUCGCCCACACCCUCGUCCACGUGCUACUCGCUCCAGCCGCAGAGCCAGGCACGGCAGAGCAACGUGGCGGACAGCGAAAAAUGGCCCUGCAAGGUGUGCACCUAUCUCAACUGGCCGCGCAGCUUGCGGUGCGUCCAGUGCUGCACGAAGCGCGGCGGCGAGGCCAUAGAGCGUGGCAACCAGGACAUGGAUAACGAGGCAGACGCUGAUCGUGCAGGGGAGGCACUGCAAGCCCUUCGCAUCAGCGGCUCGGAGGAAAACCUGGCCCAUAAGCCAGGUCAGCUCAUCGGAGCCACGGCCUCCAAUCGCUUGAGCCUUAGUCCUGGCAUCGACGAUGCCACGCAUCUGAACAAUCUCGCCAAUGCAUCCCACAACCAGUCGCAGUCCCAGCACCGUCAGCCUGUCCAUCAGCAGCAGAUGCAGCUUCAGCUGCAGCCGCAGCAACAUCGGGAAUCCUCAUCCUCCGCCGCCGUCCCGCCGCAGCAGCAGAAGCAGUGCUAUGUGGCCAAGUGGGCGUGUAACUCGUGCACUUACGAAAACUGGCCGCGGAGCAUCAAGUGCUCCAUGUGUGGCAAGACGAGGGAGCGGGAGAUUAGUGGGUCGCAGAACGACUUGCACGCCUCAUCCAGCCUAAACAGCCAGGAGGAGAAUCAGCAGCAACCGCAGCAGCCAAACGUGGAUACCGUCAGCGUCAAUAACUCGUUCAAUAAGAAGCACAUCUACCAACUGGGUUCCUCGGAAACCAUCAACAACUGUGAUACGCUGCAAGAGCGGCAGGAGCGCCGCCAGCGUCAAAUCCGACGACAGGUGGACUGGCAGUGGCUGAACGCCUGCCUGGGCGUCGUGGAGAACAACUACAGCGCUGUGGAGGCGUACCUCUCCUGCGGUGGCAAUCCAGCCCGUUCGUUGACCAGCACCGAGAUUGCCGCCCUCAACCGCAACUCGGCCUUCGACGUCGGCCACACCCUGAUUCAUCUGGCCAUUCGUUUUCAUCGCGAGGAGAUGCUGCCGAUGCUGCUGGCCCAGAUCUCCGGUUCGGGGCCGGGCAUCAAGCGCGUGCCGUCCUACGUGGCUCCCGACUUGGCAGCCGACAUUCGACGCCACUUUGCCAAUACCCUGCGCUUGCGCAAGUCCGGUCUCCCCUGCCACUAUGUGCAAAAGCACGCCACCUUCGCCCUCCCCGCCGAGAUUGAGGAGCUGCCGAUCCCCAUACAGGAGCAGCUUUACGACGAGCUGCUCGACCGCGACGCGCAGAAACAGCUGGAGACGCCGCCGCCGGCCUUGAAUUGGUCGCUGGAGAUCACUGCUCGCCUCAGCUCUCGGAUGUUCGUCCUGUGGAACCGCAGUGCGGGCGACUGCCUGCUGGACUCGGCCAUGCAAGCCACCUGGGGCGUCUUCGAUCGUGACAAUAUCCUGAGGCGGGCACUCGCCGACACACUGCACCAGUGCGGACACGUUUUCUUUACUCGCUGGAAAGAGUACGAGAUGCUGCAAGCUUCGAUGCUGCACUUUACGCUGGAGGACUCCCAGUUCGAGGAGGACUGGAGUACACUACUGUCAUUGGCCAGCCAGCCCGGCUCGUCGCUGGAGCAACUGCACAUCUUUGCGCUGGCGCACAUCCUUCGGCGACCGAUCAUCGUGUACGGCGUAAAGUACGUCAAGAGUUUUCGUGGCGAGGACAUUGGAUAUGCGCGUUUCGAAGGUGUCUACUUGCCUUUGUUCUGGGAUCAAAACUUUUGCACAAAGUCACCGAUAGCACUGGGCUACACACGCGGCCAUUUCAGCGCCCUGGUGCCCAUGGAGCCAUUCACUCGCAUCGAUGGGCGGCGUGACGAUGUGGAGGACGUAACCUACCUCCCACUUAUGGACUGCGAGCUGAAACUUUUGCCCAUACAUUUCCUUACACAAUCGGAGGUUGGCAACGAGGAGUCGAUGAUGCGUCAAUGGCUGGACGUGUGCGUGACUGAUGGCGGCCUGCUGGUGGCGCAACAAAAGCUAAGCAAGCGUCCCUUGCUGGUCGCCCAGAUGCUGGAGGAGUGGCUGAAUCACUACCGCCGCAUUGCACAAGUGAUAACGGCGCCUUUCAUUCGUCGCCCUCAAAUCACACACUACUCCAGUGAUGGCGACUCGGAUGAGGAGUAGAUGCGGCAGAUCCGUCACCCAGCUUCAGAUUAGAUAGCUGUGCAUAGAAUUCAAUAUCCUUAUUUUGUACUUUUGGCGAUUGUUAGCAGAUUUUGAGACAGGAAUAACAAGUGCAGAUCCUACACUCUUGCACUCGCAGUUAGCUAAAGAAAAACUAUAGAGAAUACAUAUGCAUAUAUGCAAGCAGUUGAAAGUUGUAGUUGUAACUAAAUUGAAAGCAAACUAAAGGUUAAGCAGCAAAGUACGAAAAUAGAUUGAUCGACGUAUGUAUAUCAUAUCCGUUCCCAAUUCAACGUUCGUUGAUUUUAGUCAAAUUUAUUCACACUGGGUCGUCGAGGCAAUGUAGACCACAUAGUAAACGAAAUUGAAGCUAUACACUACACUGGUAGAUCUAAUUACACUCACAUGUGAAACAAUCCAUUAAAUGAUUACGUGUACGAAAGGCAGAUGAGGAUUUAAGCGGUGGAAUUUGUACACCUAUGUACGCGGUAGUUAAUGUGAAUACCCACGAAUACCCUAAACUCCGGGCUUAAAAUAUUGCAAAUCUCAAUGUACUAUUAAAUUUUAAUUGGGUGGCGAACACACAACAUAAUUAUGCUGCGGGUGAAUAUGAAAGCGUCAUUGAAAUGUUUAUUGAUAGUUUUUAAAACACUUUUUGGAAUUAUUAUGAAUCAUUAUACAUUCAUGCCUACAAAUAUAAUAUAUAUAUAUAAUUAUAUAACAUAUAUAUAGAAAUCCUAUGGUUCUAGACAGUUGAACAAAGGGCCAAUAACAUAAUGAAUUUUAUUCUAACUGUAUUAUAAAUGGAAUUUUAUCUCAUUAUUAUUUUUGUUAGUAAUGUUAUUACAAUUAUUAUUAUUAUUAUUAUUACCUUCUAAGAAAGCUUAUUGUGCAAAUGUACACGCAAAACGCAUAAAAAGGAAAUCACUUAUUUAAAUAAAAGUUUUAAGUAAAGAUUUAAACGGAAACGAAAUCAAUUAGAAUUUAUUUUAAUAAUCUUCCAAUUUCAUUACUCAAACUAGUUAUACUAGUAGAUAUUUCUUUAUAUAUAAAUUUACAUGUAUUAUUUUAUAAUCAUAUUCAUUUAUGUAAUUGCCUAUUCAUAUUUUUAAAGAAUACCAAAUUUAUAGCAGCAUUUAACGGUACUGCGGCACGAACGGUGUCAUCACUAACAUGACAUGCUCUUCAUAGCCGAGUCUCCCACCUCUCCAAGCUCAUCACACUUCGCGUUUUUUUUUUCUCUUUUUUUCUCGAGAAUGAGAAUUCACAUUGCGAAAUUAAUGCUCUUUGUAAUUUAAUUUUCUCUUAAUCGCAGAUCCCUAAGGCGAGUUAUCGAGCUAGUUCGAUUUCGAACUGCGCAACUCUAGCAUGUAAUCGUUAUCGUCCGAACCGCAUCUCUCAGAUACUUAGUCGUAUUUUUGCUGCCGUCGGUUUCGGUUUCGUUGCUGGUGCGGUGCGGUGUUUUUUUGCUGGUCGCAGCUCCGAUUUGAGAAUCUGACUUUUUAGGCAUUUCAAAAAGGCCACCAUUUUCCGCUGUGAUCUUUGUCGGCAAAUUGAAAUUGCAAGACCACACCAAACGCAAAUCGCACUUUAGUCAUUUGAGCUGCAAACGCAUUAUUAACCACACUCCCAUCCAGACUCACACACGCUCACAGUCUAACAAUCGUGCUACGCAGAUUGCGAAUGCAUACGGCGAAAGAUACAAAUAGAAAAAAUCUAAGCAGAAGAAAAAUUUUUGUUAGUGAAGUGAAGAGGAAGUAGUGGUGACCUGUGCGCGAGUAUUUGUGCUUUCCCCGUGUGUGUCUCUCUGUUCUAGUGUGCGUGAUUCCCUCCCCCGUUUUGCAGGCGAAAAAGCGAAGAGCACAGCAGUAUAUAGUACCUCGCCAUGGGUAA